Messenger RNA from Trametes versicolor FP-101664 SS1, 1166 nucleotides. Its product is annotated as mitochondrial tricarboxylate transporter. Gene Ontology annotation, biological process: mitochondrial citrate transmembrane transport. The record is from RefSeq and is a predicted model, not a curated record. Bases 89 to 961 code for a protein of 290 amino acids. The transcript has 12 exons. Lineage: Eukaryota; Fungi; Basidiomycota; Agaricomycetes; Polyporales; Polyporaceae.
CGACCACUGACUCCUUUCAGUCCGCUGAGCGGCAUCGUCUUCGCUGAGGUCUCUCGAUAACUGCUGCAAUUGUUGAACACGCGCGUGAAUGGCCAUGUCCAAGAAGGAGAAGCCUCUGCACUCGCUCAUCGCGGGGACCACCGCCGGCGCGGUCGAAGCAUUCAUCACGUACCCCACCGAAUAUGUGAAGACGCGGUCGCAGUUCAGCGGCAAGAGGGAGAGCCCCCUGGCGAUCAUCCGGUCGACCCUACAGCAGAAGGGUGUAGCGGGGCUUUACUCGGGAUGCAUGGCUCUCGUCAUUGGCAAUGCGGUGAAGGCCGGCGUGCGGUUCGUGUCGUACGACCACUUCAAGCAUGCGCUAGCGGACGCCGAGGGUAAAGUCUCCCCGCCGAGGAGUUUGCUCGCCGGCCUAGGCGCAGGUAUGACGGAAGCCGUCUUCGCUGUUACGCCCUCAGAAACAAUCAAAACCAAGCUCAUUGACGACGCGAAGAGCCCGAACCCGCGUUUCCGCGGUCUCGUUCAUGGCACCACAUGUAUCGUGCGAGAAGAGGGUCUUCGCGGCAUCUACCGCGGUCUCUUCCCUGUGAUGAUGCGCCAAGGGGCAAACUCAGCGGUACGCUUCACGACAUACACGACCCUCAAGCAGUUCGUCCAGGGCCAGGGCCGCUCCGGCCAGCAGCUCUCGAGCCCCAUGACUUUUGGGAUCGGCGCCGUCGCCGGCCUCGUCACCGUCUACACCACCAUGCCCCUGGACGUAAUCAAGACGCGCAUGCAGAGCUUAGAGGCGCGGCAGGCGUACAAGAACGCGUUCCACUGCGCGUAUCGGAUCUACACCGAGGAGGGCCUGCGCCGCUUUUGGACGGGCACGACCCCCAGGCUCGCGCGGUUGGUGCUCAGCGGGGGCAUCGUGUUCACGGUAUACGAGAACAUCAUCAGGGUCAUCGGGGGACGGGUGGCAUGAGCAAGUGCAAAUGAACGUUAGCAAUGCAUCCUUUUCAUGUUCUCUCGCUUUGUUGCAUGAUGGUCGCCACGACUGCAUCGUAGAUGGGAGGGAGUAAAUGAGUGCCGUCUCAAACAUCUCCUUGUCGUGGGCGGACGUUUCGAGAAGUCCAGCUUCCACCUAGCGAACAGUCUCGCCAACACUUGUCAAAUAAAUCAACAUUUCG